Molecule: messenger RNA, 1320 nt
Organism: Anopheles marshallii
Lineage: Eukaryota; Metazoa; Arthropoda; Insecta; Diptera; Culicidae
Exons: 2
Coding region: 1-1320 (439 amino acids)
Source: RefSeq, a predicted model, not a curated record
AUGGAGUCGAAAGAGACCUACAUUAAAACGCGUCUCGUUACGCAAGUGUUAAACAGCCAUGAAUGUUUCCGUGGGUUGGAAGUUGUUGGUUGUACACUGCAAACGCCCAAACAGUUCGAUGGAUUUAUGUCGACCAUCCACCAAUUGACGCUGACUUUGCGCCACCAAGCGAAUGGGAAAGAAUCAACCGUACCGCUGCUGGUGAAGGUGAUGAAGGGAGAGGAACUAUUCCGCACGCAAAACCUCGGACAUGUGUUGUUCCCGAACGAGAUCAACAUCUACGCGAAUGUGCUGCCGUACUUCGAUUCGUUCCUCGCCGCAGCGGGAACAUCCCUCAAGGCAACCGAAUGGUGUCCCCGAGCCUACCUCAGCACGGAGGGACUGUUUCCCGAGUACAGUGAAACAUUCGAAACGUUCCUUGUGAUGGAAAAUGUCGCACCGAAGGGCUUCCGAACCGGACCGCGGCUGGACCUGGACGAGGCACAUCUUACCUUGAUGGCGGAGAUCAUUGCCCGGUAUCAUGCGUGCUCGUACGCGUUGCGCAUACAAAAUCCAGCCGCAAUGGACAAUCUCGUCCAGAAGAUCAUUCCACUGAACUUCAUACAGGAUGGUAAAAUCUUUUUCGAAAGCUACGACAUGGUCUUCCGCCUUGCGGCAGAGCGUUUGUUUCUGUACGUCGAUGCGUGCCCAGAGGAACUGGACAGCGAACAGUUCAAGAAGCACAUCCACAUCUUGCGCACCAAGUACGGACCAAAUCAGUCGCUGCUUAUGCAACAGCUGCUCGCGCGUGAUCCGACCUAUUCGGUUAUUCUGCACGGUGACUACAAUCGUAACAAUGUGCUGUUCCGUUACGCGGAUGAAACUCCCGUCGAGAUACUGAUGAUCGAUUUCCAGGAGAACCGGUACGGAUCACCAGCACUGGAUUUGUCGUUCUUCAUGUACAUGAACAUGACGCCCGAGCUGAGGGAACGGUUUUGGGAGGAGCUGUUGCACCGCUAUCACCGGCAGCUCAUGCAAACGCUGUGCGAAGUAUUGCGCUGUCCCGCGACAGAUCCACGCCUCGAACCGUACAGUGAGGUGAAUUUUCUCCAGCACUUUUCUCGCUUUGCAAUGUACGGUGCAAUGGUAGCGCUGAACUUUAUUCCCACUAUGAUGAGCAGCGAGCAGGAAUGUGCUGAAAUUAGUGGCUACUUUGAGCAGGAUAUUCAUAGCGAAGGAUUUCGUCGAUGCACCUUAACGAUUGGCGGGGAUGUGGUUAAUCGGCGAAUAACGGCAGUGAUGCGACACGCAAGCAAAAUGGGAUACAUGGAUGUAAUGUAA